AUGACUGAGCUUCGCAGAAAGUUGGUGAUCGUCGGUGAUGGUGCCUGCGGUAAAACGUGUCUGUUGAUCGUGUUCAGCAAGGGUACUUUCCCCGAGGUCUAUGUCCCGACUGUUUUCGAGAACUACGUUGCUGAUGUCGAGGUGGACGGCCGCCACGUCGAGCUUGCGCUUUGGGAUACCGCCGGUCAGGAGGACUACGACCGGUUGCGCCCUCUGUCCUACCCCGACUCGCAUGUCAUCCUCAUUUGCUUUGCUGUCGACUCGCCCGACAGUCUGGACAACGUCCAGGAAAAGUGGAUCUCGGAAGUGCUUCACUUCUGCCAGAACCUCCCCAUCAUCCUUGUCGGCUGCAAGAAGGAUCUCCGUCGCGACCCCAAGAUCAUUGAGGAGCUGCGCAAGACCAGCCAGCGCCCUGUGACCCCUGAUGAGGGUAUGGCCGUUGCCUCCAAGAUCGGUGCCGUUCGCUACCUGGAGUGCAGUGCCAAGACCGGCGAGGGUGUCCGGGAAGUGUUUGAGCACGCGACUCGUGCUGCCCUUAUACAGAAGCCUCGCGGUGGCCGGGGCAAGUCCAAGUGCUUGGUCCUCUAA
Messenger RNA from Malassezia japonica, 588 nucleotides. RefSeq names its product GTP-binding protein Rho1 (gene RHO1). Gene Ontology annotation, biological process: small GTPase-mediated signal transduction. The transcript has 3 exons. NCBI's taxonomy places the organism in Eukaryota, Fungi, Basidiomycota, Malasseziomycetes, Malasseziales, Malasseziaceae. The coding region runs from base 1 to 588 and encodes 195 amino acids. The record is from RefSeq and is a predicted model, not a curated record. Gene Ontology annotation, cellular component: cytosol. Gene Ontology annotation, molecular function: GTP binding; GTPase activity; protein kinase binding.